This is a messenger RNA of Schistosoma haematobium, 17215 nucleotides long. Its product is annotated as Contactin-5, variant 3. Gene Ontology annotation, biological process: GPI anchor biosynthetic process. Bases 16415 to 16789 code for a protein of 124 amino acids. Lineage: Eukaryota; Metazoa; Platyhelminthes; Trematoda; Strigeidida; Schistosomatidae. Gene Ontology annotation, molecular function: threonine-type endopeptidase activity. The transcript is spliced from 5 exons. Gene Ontology annotation, cellular component: proteasome core complex. The record is from RefSeq and is a predicted model, not a curated record.
CUCGCAGAUUGUUUCACUCACACCAGACUUCUUGCUGCCAGUGGCUCGGAUGAGUUGGAAGAGCUUCCGGUAGUUACCAGAUGCAGCUGCUGCUUUUAGCUCAUUAGCACGCUCCGACCACCAGGCUUCUCGGUCCUUACUCAUACUUUGCCCAAUUUCCUUAUGUAACAUCCUUCGUUUGUGGUCAAACUCACGGUCACCCGGAGUAGACCGACGGGCUUCAAUGGGUUGUAAGGAACCUCAAGAAACCCAGUGCUUAUAAGCGGGACGUUUCGCGAACCCACAACUGACUGUACCCGCCAUUUUCAUGGCGUCAUGCAAUUGCAACCAAUGCUCAUCUAUACUUUUCGGUGGAGUGGUAGCUAGCCUAGAGGCUAGCUCGGUUCGAUACUUACUUGCAACAGAAGUUGCAACCAGCUUGCUAAUAUCAAUCCGUUGAUGGCGGUCACUUCGUUGUCCACUGAAAAGUAAGGCAAGAUUGGCGCAGACCAAAGCAUGGUCAGAGUCCAGAUAGGUACUCCAAAAGGAGCGGCAGUCUUGUACACAACCACGCCAGCGGUAGCUGAUCGCGAUGUGAUCAAUCUGAGUCCAGGCUUGAGAUGCAGAGGGAUGACGCCAGGUAGCAUAUCGGCGAUGACUGUGCCGAAAAUUAGUGCUAGCCAGAAACAGGUUGUGGUCUGUGCACAGUUGCAGUAGACGGUCCCCAUUAUCCGACCUGCGACCAACGAGUCCCCAUCGGCCACCUAAACGACUCUCUUCUGUGCCUAGACGCCCGACCUGAGCAUUCAAAUCUCCGGCUAGUACUACAAUAUCUGUCGAACGCACUUUCUGGAGAAGAACAGUUAACUGGUGGUAAAACUCAUCCUUGAUUGCAUCCGGGCUGCAAUCUGUCGGGGCAUAGGCAGAGAUGACGAAAAGACAUCGUUUCUCACGCCGAUUUCUUCUCACUUUGAUGGAACUUUCUAAUCUAACAGCACAUAGCCGACUGUUAAUUGGGAUCCAAUCGACUAGUGCUGCCUCAGCUCUAGCGCUUAGUGCGACACCAACGCCAGCAAGACCAGACGAAGAUGCCACAGGGUCCCCGGAUAAGCGCACGUAAAACAAGCUUUUCGAAGUGACAGAUGUAGAGCGAAUUUGUAGUACUUCACUAAAGUCUUGAAUACGGGUUUUGUAUAGACAGCAGACAUCGAUAUGAAGACUUUCCAAAGACAUAGCCAGCCCUAUCUGUUGUCUGACCUGCAUAAGCGUGCGAACGUUGAAGGCAGCCAGUUUGAAUGUUGCACGUGGUUUCAUUAAAACUGCUUCAGUACUCAUAUUCAGUGGUAACAUACAAUUUUCAACCGGACAGUGACUCGAGAACGUUUAGAUACGGUCGAAUUUCCACCAAAGACGAGCCUCCUUGUAAGUAUAAAAGAGGGUGAAUAAUGUCGUAGUAAAUAAUAAUAAUAAUAAUGAUAAUAAUAAUAAUAAUGACAAUAAUAGUAAUAAUAAUAAUAGUAUUAAUAAUGACAGUAAUUGUAAUGAUAAUAAUUUGAAUCAAUUGAUUGUUUUUCGAUGCGAGAAAAGUAAUUUCCAUAGACAUAGAGAGUUCAUCAUUUGUGUGUAGACUGUGAUACUGCCCGGGUGCGCAAACCGAAGCAGGUGGUUUUCUUAGGGGCCACACCCCGAGCCUUUGACCUAAAGGUCUAACCCACAAGGCAGUGGAGCAUCGUGAGGAGAUGCAGUCCCAUGGUAGCCGGUGACCAACGAUUGGUUCAUACGCCAUUUGUUCCUGCAGGAUACUAGAGCCCAUGUGCACCAUUGGUUUGGAAUCCGGUUAAGGCGCCAGACAUUCGCUUUUCGUCCUCUCAUUUUCGUAAACAACACCCCCUCCACGAGAAGGCAAUGAGUAGGACUUCCCUGGCAGAGGCUGUAUACGCGUGGCCGUGUGAGAGUAUUUCGAGAGGGAGAGCGGACUCUCCCCACUCUCGGCCGUGCCAGGGCAUUCAGGGGGCCCCGCCAAUCUUAGCUUUAGGAAACACGAUUGUAUUUUAUUUAUUUGUUGGAAUUGCUGCACAUCAACUAAGAAACUCCAAGGUCGUCCUGUCACGAUUGGUACGAUCCAACUGUCGUGUACGUAAAUCGGGACAAGACCGUCAAUUGAAAGAGGAAUUAUCUUAGAUUGGCCUCGGCCAUACAAAAAUCCAGUUUGUCUCUUCCUCUUAUGCAAUCUGGUAUUUGAUUGAACAACGAGUAAUUCAUUUAAAUGGCUUUAAAAAGUAAUGAUAAUCAAUCCUUAGUAGAACUCAUCUAGUUAUACAUGUGGUCCACAGAACAAUGAUCAGAAUCAACGACAGUAAACAAUCGUGGUUUCGAUCAACUGUCACGAAACUCGACUCUGAAAGUUUAAAAAAGUGUAGCUUCCUUGGGACGGCUUCUGAAAUAGAGCUGUUGGGAAGGGUUGCUCAUAAGAACUACCCUGACUACUGUAAUCAUCAAAACAUCCCAACUUACUAUAUAUUAAUAAACAUCUAGUCCAGAAUAUUAUCAAUGAUAUCGUUUGUGAUUGUAAAUCCUAAGACUGACAAAGUGGUAUCAUUCAGGGUUUCAAACCUAGUUAUCACCAUUUCAGUAACCCCCUUUAUUACUCUAGACAUGAUAGUUUAUUCUGUCAACAGCUACCUGUAAUACUUUCGUAAACUUUGCAGAUCUGUGUGACGGCGUGGUUAAUGUGAAAUGUUAAAGCUUAUCGAAAUUCCCAUAAAAAUACAUUUUAAUUUAGCGUAUUUCUUACAAAAUUCCUAUGAAACGUAACUUUCAUAAUUCACAAAUGAAGUUCAUAACAUAGUUUUUCUGUCUGUGUUUACGCAAACAAGCUUUAUUGUGUAAUAAAUAACAUACGGUUCCGCUUUCUGAAUCUAAGGUUUCUUCUGUGACUCGUAAGUCAGUAAUUGGAGGUUGGACUUUGAAACCAGAUUUAUGUUUUUGAAUGUUUUCACUACUUUUAUCAGACUAUCAUAUCAAGAUAAAUCUGAUUGUCUUAUCACAGUCACCACUCAUUAGAACAUCACAACAUUGAGCUUUUUGUACUACUUUACAAAUAAUGUAAAUAUUAGUCAGUCAGUCAGUCAGCUACAACUUAAGACCAGGCACAUAUAUGCAUCGGUCCAGGUUGCCAUACCGCAGGGAGUCUAUACACCUACGCCAUUGUGAUCGAUUCUGAGCCAUAUCACCAAGAGUCUCCAACCAUUGGUUACGAUAGUCACACGGACCCUAACCAAGUAGUCUGCAUCUACCAACAUGGCUCAGAAUAGAGGUUAGUGUCUUCAACCACUGAUGCCACGUUUUGGUUUGGCCACCCCUAAUUCUCUUCCAACCAUCUCUAACACCCGUUAGCAUUGCACGACGUGGUAAUCGGUGUUCGGGCAUACGUAACACGUGGCCCAACCAUCUCAGUCUAUGAAGAUCCACAACCUCAUCAACUGAUUUACCAUCAUUACCUAAUACCCUGCGUCUAACCUCACUAUUGCUUACCCGGUGAUCCCAGCAGACGCCAGCAAUAUUUCUAAGGCAUCUGUGGUCAAAUAUUAGUAGCUUACGGGUGUCUUCUACUCUUAAAGGCCAUGUUUCGUUGCCGUAAAUUAAAACAGAACGGACUGCCGCGCAGUAUACUCGUCCUUUUAUUGAUAGACGGAUAUCUCGCCUUCGCCAUAGGUGACAUAAGUUGGCAAAAGCCAAGCGAGCUCUUCGAAUCCGUGAUGACAGCUCGCCAUAAGCUCUGACUCGACUGGUAGUGUUCGAGUAAAGAGCCUUUACAAGGUUUAUGUACUUCUGAGGUACGCCUUUCAAUGACAGGGUAUCACAGAAACUCUCAGUCUACAGAGUCAAAUGCUGUUUUUAAUUCAAGAAAAACCAUCGUUGUCGGACGUCGAUAAGCAUGCUUGUGUUCUAAAACCUAACGAAUGGUGAAUAUGUGGUCGAUGCAGCCACGACCAGGUCUGAAGCCAGCUUGAUUCUCUCGUGUUUGCAGUUCACGAGUCUUAGUUAGGCGUCUGAUAAUUAUCGAGGCUAGUAUUGUAGAUACUAUAUUAGUUAAACUAAUCCCUCUAUGGUUGUCACAAGAUGAUUUUGACCCUUUCUUAUUUGUUAGGACGAUAAGUGAUUGUGACCAGUUAGAUGGGAUAACGUCUAACUCCCAGAUCUUAGCUAAAAUAUUAGUCAACCUAAGCGCUAAAAUUGGACCACCAUCCUUAAAGACUUCUGGAGCCAAUUCAUCUAGACCAGCUACCCUUCCUCGUUUCAGAUUAACUAUAGCCUUUUGAACUUCUGCUAGAGUUGGAGGACCUACUUCAAUGUUCCAUUCACACUGUCUGGGAAUGGAGGGUAGUUGUAGAGUCGCUGAAGGCCAGCUGAACUGUUCCCUAAAAUGUUCCGCCCAUCGUUCUAAACGUCUGGACUGGGAGCAGAUGAGAGUGUCGUCUUUUUCCGAAAUAAUCUCACUUACACUUGACUUAUUAGUUCCAUUUUCUUUUAUUAGUCUGUAAAGCUGUCUUGUGUUCCCUAUAGUCGCCGCCUUUUCCAUCUCUGCUUUCGUUGCCCACCACUGCUCACGGUCGUUUCUUAGACUCUUGGUUAACCUAGAUCUGAUUUGUUGUCGCUCUUCAUCAUGUUCGGAACCUGAUGGGACGAGUUUGCGAGAAUCCAUCAGUGUGAUAGACUUUGAAGAAAUCCACUGGUUCUUUGUAACUCUGUGGUUUAAGUCACUAAUAGAUUUCAUUGCUGUUUCCACAGCUGUUUGUAUAACUUUCCAGGCAACAUCUGGGUCAGCCUCGUUUUCAGAACUACCUAAGUGUGACCUCAGUUGUUCCUGGAACCUAUUUUUGGUUUUCUCGUUACUCAACUCAGUUCUAAUUGGUCUUUUUAAUGUGGCUUUUUGCGUCCAGUGAGGCGCAAGCAGAUGCGUGCCCGUAUUAGGGCAUGGUCGGAGUCCAAGCAGGUACUCCAGAAUGAGCGACAAUCUUCUACCGACCCUCUCCAACGAUGACUGAUGACAAUAUGGUCUAUUUGAGUCCAUCGUUGGUUUGGUGUAGGGGAUCGCCAUGUUAGACGAUGUCUCUCCUUAUGCUUAAAAUUUGUGUUUGCUAAGAAUAGACGAUUGUCUGAGCAUAGUUGCAGCAGACGAUCACCAUUAUCUGUUCGUUGUGCCGGCAUACUAAAAUACUCACCUAAAUGCCUUUCUGUUUAGUUUAAACUACCUAUCUGGGCAUUAAAGUCACCUGCUACAAGUACUAUGUCUGAACGUUUAGCUUUCUGAAGAAGUUCAGAUAGCUUUCUGUAAAAUCCAUCUUUCAUUUCAUCUGGGCUGCAAUCGGUGGGAGCGUAGGCAGAAACGACAAAAAGGCAACGACGUGUGUCCCUAUCCUUCCGAGUUCUUACGGAGCCGUUUAGCCGAACAGCACAUAGACGACUGUUGACGGGGAUCCACUCUAACAGUGCUUGUUCCGCCCUCAUGCUUAGUGCUAUCCCUACUCCUGUCAGUCCACGAGAGCUGGCCAUCGGGUCACCAGAUACACGGAGGGUGUAUCUCGUUGGCUCUCCGUGUUGUCGAGGUGAGGUCAAGUGAAUGACCACACUGGGAUCCUGUAUGCGUGCUUCAGAGACACAGCAUACAUCAAUGGUACGAGAUUCUAGGAUUCUAGCCAAGGAAGCCUGCUGACCGAUUUGACAUAGGGUGCGUACAUUGAAGGCUCCAAUGUGUAGUGUGGAGCGAGGUUUCAGUAGACCUGGGACAGUGUUUUGAGCACUAGAAUCGUUGACUAUGGUGACACUUGAGGGGGGAAGCCGAAAAAAGAAGUUUAGAGUUUCAAGUUGAUGUAGGAGGAAUAAUAGGAAUUGAAGAGAGAGGUUGAUUAUAAAUACAGUGGUCUUGAGUGCUGUUAGAGCUAUGAGGGCGGUUAUCACUUCCCGGUCGCCCACACCGUGGAAGGGUUCUUCUGGAGGUACCUGAAAAAGAAAUCGGAUUAGAAGUGGUCUUAGUGACCUGGGAGCGUGACCGCAGUGCCCAAGGUACAACUGCUUGAGGUCGGUCUCACACGACCUUUUUAUGGGCAAUUUUUGUGUUAGCUCCGUACUUGUUGAGACCUUACCUCCGGAGAUGGAUAUCCGUGGGAUAAGGCGAGGUGUGCAUUUUUAGGAUCGACCUUUUCUAACCCCACCCCUUCUUGUGGGAAGGCAGCAUCGCUGUCAUGCUAGUUGUCUGAAGGAAACACCUUACUGCUGUCACACCUCUGUACAGUCAGCAGUACGACUUCGCCUUCGGACCUUGAGUUUGUUGCUUUUAGUCUUACCGCUCUUUAACCGACCUUUCUGACGUGGUAGGACCUUGAGGAACAGUUGUUCCAGUCAGUAUAGCUCGGUUGCUUCAUCACGAUAGGCAAGCCCGACCACCACGUCAAGGUAGCAACAACGGUCGUGAAUGUAAAUAUUAAGUAUGUAUAUGUUCAGUUUUGCCUUUCGAAAUUGUAGACUGCUUGAGAGCUGUCUAUGACAGGGUAACAUAUUCAUUAUUAGUUAUUAUCAAACAACAUUAGUUCUCUGCCUGCCUGGAAUUACUACAUGUUCACUUACUGAAGAUAUACGAAACUAUAUACAUAUAUGGUUGUAAGUAUAUAACGAAUGGUGGAGGUACUUAUAUGUAAACAUCUUGCAUCAUCCGUGACUAGAAACCAAUAUUGUACAUUUCUGUUGAGACAGUAAUUUAUAAGUAAUUCCCAAAAUUCAAAUACCUGUAAUAUAAGACUUGACGUCCUUAAUGUGUACCAUGCACUGACCAAGUUAUUUCACAAUUGGACUCAACAUCACAUCGUCUUAUGUGCUCCUCUCAUUUACACCAAAAUGUGCACAUCCAUAACUAUUCAGGACUUUGAAAUUCAUGUUUAUUCGUAAAAUUUUCAUUUUUUUAGAUCAUUCAGAGUACUGACGUAUCUAGUAAGCGUAUCUAGUCCAAAGAAAAUAUAUUUUAUCAGUAAUGUUAACAUGUUACUCAGACUACGUCAACUUUUGAGUUUUCACUUAAAAUUCUCAUACCCCAUUGUUAUAAGAAAAAUAAUCACUGACAACCUUCGGUUUGUUUACUUGACUUUCAACUAUUAAAUCACUGGUCGAAGUACCAUUUGAUUUACCAAAGUUUAAGCAAUUGGAUAAUAUAAUUGGUCUUCACACAUCAGGUAUAUCUAGCAGAUUAUUGCGUAACUACUGAGAUAUUUCUUUGAAAAGUAUACAAAAGUACAACAUACGUCUCUUUCACAUCUCAAGCCUAAAAUGUAGUGACUUAUGAUGGGUGAUUAAAAAAGUAACAGACAAACUUCAUUAACAGUCAACAUCUUGGAUGCUACCUAUUUAAUAAUUUCUAAUCACAUAUUUAAGUUACAAAAUGAUCGUACUACCCAUCUCAAACAUUUGUGCUAAGAAAUCAAUUUCUAAUCUAGUCACUGAAGUUUUCGGUACCAAAUUUAAUAACAAAAUUGGUUGUUAAAUAAUUAUUUCUACCGAAACGCUACUUAUACUAAAGCACAGGGACUAAAGAUGUUUUUAGUUUUUCCUGAGAGUACUAUAGAGGUAAUAUACUAAUACGUCGGGGUCAGAGUAAAAAAAUAGUUCUUUUAAUAGAUGAAGAAUUAUCCAUCUUCAAUCACUAAACAUCUCUGGUUAGUUGAGCAUCAUUGUUGGUUCACUAUACAGGAUUUAUAGACUUUUGACUAUCUACAACAUUCUUUUGCAGAACAAUCUCAUCAAACUAAUAAAAAUGAAAGAACUGCCCAUGAAUUAUCUGUUUAUUAUUGUAACAUAAAAACAUUAAUAUAACAUUAAAUAGGAUAUUUUAAUGAAACUCUAUGAUGCUGAAUCAAUAUUCAGUGUUUAUAUUUCGCCUUUAUGAUUCUAGGGAUUGGCAAAUGAAGCGUGCUUUCCAAGCUUCCUUAUAUUUACAUAAUCCUAAUGCCGUUAUAAUAUUAGGAGAUAUUUUGGAUGAAGGGAAAUGGGCUACAAAUGAUGAUUUCAGCCAUUUGGUGGGAAGAUUUCGCGAUAUUUUUCAUCAUGAUAAAACGAAAACAUUAGUUAAAACCGUUGUUGGCAAUCAUGAUAUUGGGUUUCAUUAUGCGUGCGUCAUCUUUCUUAAUUAAUUGUUAUGCAAAGUUUUUUUGUUUGCAAAUAUUUCUUAUCGCAUCGUACGUAAGCACUAAUGAGUUUUUGAAUAAUCGAUUUCACCGGGAUGUUGGAGACAAUAUUUAUACACCGCCUAUUUAUCUGUGGUCCUUCUUUGGCAUCCAUUUCGUUAUUGCAAACAGUAUCGCUUUUGAAGGUGACAAUUGUGAUUUAUGCUUUGAAGCCAAUUUCAUAUUAAAAUCGAUUGCGAGAUAUCUUGAUUGUUUGAAGAUAUCUACUCCAUCUAAUACCAAGAGUUGUUAUUCCAAGGAACUUGGUAUGGGCCUUUCUGACAAAUUCCCAUACAUUGAUGUUGACCUUAAUGGUAGGUUAACACGAACUUAUCACUCAUGAUUUAAGUAGUUUAGAUUAUGAAGCGUACACCUCUUUAAAGAUAUUAUUCAAUUAUAAAGUUCAUUUUGAGUCUACCUAAAAGCAGUUUUACAUUACUUCUGUUUCUAAACUUACCAAUUUAAAAUACUCAUCAAUAGUUUGUUAUGACAAGGCUUUCCGAUUGUUCAUUACUUCUGGUUUUUCUGUGGUUAAGCUUAAAUCACUAUAAAUUUUUAGUUAUUGAAAAUGUAUUCACCAUAUAAGGUCACCUGUUGAUCCUUACAAUCCAGUGAGUUUUUGUCUUCGAUUUACUUAUAUUUAUUAUUUGCGCGACUUUCUGACCAGAGCACUCACCUAUGCCUGUUACCCCUCGUGAAGAAGCAUGGGUCGCCCACCAGCAUUCUUCAUCGAACUCUGUCCUGGACAAUCCUUCCCGGUAGUUUCCAGUUGUUAUUCAUCCUUUUCAUAUCUGCUUCUAACUUCCGACGCAGUGUGUUCUUUAGUCUUCCUCUUUUCUGUUUCCCUUUAGGAUCCAAGUUAGCACUUGUUUCGUGAUUCAGUUUGAUGAUUUUCACAACAUAUGUCCUAUCCACUUCCAUCAUCUCUUCUUAAUUUCCUCUUGUUUGUUGUUUUGAGUUCCAGAUCUUUUUCAACUGUAGGAAUGUCACUCUCGCUUUGCCAAGCCUCACCUUUACAUCUGCAUCGGAUCCUCCUUGUUUACAGAUGAUGUUGUGCACCUGUUCCAGAGCUCCUUCAUCAAGUAUGAUUGGUUUGGUGUUCUCUGUGUUGAUUUUCAAUAUCUUGCUUUUUCCCUUGUGUAUGUUGAGGCCUACUGAUGCAGAGGCUUCUGCUACACUGUCUGUCUUCACCUGAAUUUGUUCGUGUGUAUGAGAUAGAAGAGCUAUGUCGUCUGCGAAAUCCAAAUCGUCUGGCUGCAUCCAAGCUGUCUAUUGUAUUCCAUGCUUACCCCAGAUAUAGAGGUCUUCAUAAUCCAGUCGACCACCAGAAGAAAGAGAAAGCGGAGACUAAGCACACUUUUCUGACUGGUCCUCAAUUGGAAUGCAUCUAUCACCUUUCCUCCAUGCACAACUUUUCAGUGAAGUUCGUCGUAUGAAUUCCGGAUGAUGUUAACGAUCCCCUCAGGUACACCAUAGUGUCGAAAAAGAGUCCGUAAGGUUCUCCUAUCCAUGCUGUCAAAUGCUUUCUCGUAGUCAUGGAAGCUGAUAUAUAGUGAUGAGUUCCAUUCAAUUGAUUGUUCAACGAUGAUCCGUAGUGUUGUAGCUUGGUCUCUGCACGACUGAUCCUUAAGGAAUCCGGGAUGUUGGUCUCGAAGCUGGUAGGCGUCGACUGAAUCUUUCAUUCGACUCAACAACACUCUGUUGAAAGCGCUUCCUGGUGCCGACAGUAGUGUGAUGUCUCCAAAGCUGAGUUCUCAUACUCGCUGUGAUCUCCUUUAUUGAUUUAUUGAAGAUGUAGUUUUCUCCAUCUGUUAUCAUUUGUUCUUCCUCCCAUAUCUUUCUGAAUAGAACGUGGAGUAUCUUUAGAGUCAUCUUUCUGUCUGACUGCAGUGCUUCAUGUGGUAUGUCGUCAAGACCUGCAGCUUUCCUACUCUUCCUUUGUCUGAUGCCCAUGCUGAUUCAUUCGAUUGUUCAUGUGAUGACAUCUAUAGGAAGGUCCAUGUGUGCUGCCUCGAUGACGGCGGGUUCAGUGAAGCUGGCCUAUUCAAGAGUUCCUCGGAGUAUUCUACCCAUCUGUCCCUCUGUUCUUGAAUCUCAGUGAUUGUCUUGCUUUCUUUGUCCUUGACUGGUGUCUUUGGUUUACUAUAUCUCUAUGCUAGUUUCUUCGUUGUGUCAUAUAGUUGUUUCAUAUUUCCAUCUCUUGCAGCUUCUUCCACUAUCGCUACUAGGUCUUCCACGUAUUUCUGCUUGUCGGCCCUGAUACUCCUCAUCACUUGCUUGUUGGCUUCUGUGUAUUCAGUUUGUGCUUUAACUUUCUCUGCUCGUGUUCGGCUGUUGUUAAUCGCUGUCUUCUUUUUCUUCCUUUCUUGAAUCCUGUCCAGGGUUUCGAUAAAUAUCCACUCCUCAUGAUGAUGUUUCUUGCUACCCAAAACCUCCUGACACGUUGAGAUUAGUGCUUCUUUGAUCCUUUUCCAGUUGUCCUCCAUAGUAUUGUCUUCUUCUUCUAGUAGAUCCUGUAAGUCUUGGAACCUGUUGUUGAGAUUUAUCUUGAGUCCGUUGAGUUUGUUAGUAUCUCGCAGGAAGGCUGUAUUGAACCUUUGUUAUGCUGUUUCCCCAAUUGUCCAGUGUUUCUUUAGCUUUAGUUUCAUUUUGGCCACAUCCAGGUGGUGAUCUGAGGCUAUUUCAGCUCCUCUCCUGAUUCUCACGUCUUCCAUCGUCCUUCUGAAUUUUUUAGUGAUGCAUAUGUGAUCGGUCUGGUUCCCUGUAGUGUGAUCCCGUGAGACCCGUGUAUUUUUGUGUAUGUGUUUGUUGGGGAAUAUCGUUCCUCUUAUAACCGCUUUGUUGAAUACAUAUAGAUUUGCAGAUCUCUCACCAUUCUCGUUUCUUUCUCCCAGUCAGUCCAUGUCGUCCUAUGGUAUCUUCAUACAUGGUGUUGUCCAUUCCGACUUUGGCAUUUAGGUCUUCCAUCAGGAUGGUCAGGUCCUUUCCUGAGCACUUCGCUAUGGUUGAUUGCAGCCUCUCGUAAAACUGAUCUUUAUCGUCGUCGUUGUUAUCAUUGGUGGGUGCCUAACAUUGGAUAAGAUUCAUUAUGAUUCCCUGUUUUUUUUUGUUUUGAAGGAUGCCUUGACGAUCCUGGGUCCAUGAGAUUCCCACUCAAUAAGUGCAUUUCGUGUUUCUUUGAACAACAUCAGAACAACUCCCUGAGUGUGUGGAGCAUUUCGUUCUUCGUGACCAGAGUACAGCAGCAUCUCUCCAGAAUCUAUCCUUUUCUUUCCAGCUUGAGUCCAAUGGGUCCCAUUGAUUCCGAGCAUUGCCUAGUUGUAUCUCCUCAUUUCCGUAGCUAUUUGGUUGAUCUUCCCGGUUUCCCACAUUGUCCGAACAUUCCACCUACCCACAUUGAUUGUUGCUCUGGUUGUUAGAAGGGGAAUCGGCCUCGUGAUUUUCGAAGAAUCUCGGCUUUGACCAUGAGGCACCAUUAUUCUUAUCCAUCUUCUUUCGUCUAUUCACGUCCGGUUAUUUUGCAACAUUUCCCCCUAUAUCGCACCUCUGAUAGUGGAUGCUCUACAAAACCAAUGGAUGCUAUGCCUAAACACUUGAGAAAAACUGUAAACAGACCGAAACUUGAUUGUCUGUCAAAAGAGGCAACAAAACAAUUACUGGAAUCUCUUCGUCCACGACUAAUACUAUCUGGUCAUACACAUUACUCAUGUAAAAUGUCACAUCGAUUCGGUAACCAAUCGGAUUCUGCUGUGGAAUGGUCAGUUGCUAGCUUCUCUUGGAGAAAUCUCGCAAAUCCUGGAUUUCUAAUGGUAUAUUAAUUGGAUUAUUAUCCGUAAUAUAUGCAAUUUACCGGAGUUAUUCCUACUUCAACUGACUUUAAUUAAUUCAUGAACAAUAUUGAUUAAGUUACAAUGAUAUGCAUAGACAAUAAUUUAAUCUAUACCAUGCUUUAUUCAAAGCAUCAAUGACGAAAGAAAUUGAACAAAGUGAGAAUCGAUAAAGUGGAAAUAAUAAGAUGAGUGAUCGUGAAAUAAAAUCAGGAAAUAUUUAUACUUAGAAUGGGUAAAAUUUGGCUAGCAGUGAAAUCCAGAUCGCGUGUUUCAUCGUAUUUGAUACUCAUCAGCUGGAUGUACCUGGAUCUCAGAGAUGAUGUACCAAGACUGAUCAAAUUUCAGUCAAAAUAUCAACAACGGGAUAAUUCAAACCACUAUAGAUUGAAUUAAAACUCAAAUCUGUUGCGCAACUUUCAAUAUCGUCCACAAAUUAUUCAGUAAAUAAAUGUUAUCUCCCAACUGAGUUGCGUUUAUUACAAAUUUAUAUUUCCGGUGUUCUACUCAUACUUUUUGUUGUCACGUAUCAAAAGUUAAUACCAUAUUUCGUUUAAAUCUUUUUUCCUAGGACUAUAUGGACAUAAUUCGAAACUAAUACAUUUUCUUAACUCCCAAUGUCUUUAAAAAUGUAUUUUCUUUAUUCCUUUGUUUAUCUUCAUGAUUGUUACACUGUUUUGACGUAUUGUAUUGAUUUCCGUACAUAAGCUGUUUCGUUUUGAAAAAUCAAUAAUAAUAAUCUCGAUAGUAGAUUAUUUCUUAUCAUAAUCUGUGUGUAUGUGUGUGUGUGUUUAAAACAACUGAUGAACGCCUAUAUAGCUCUACGUACUGUCGAUUGAGUAAGCAAUUAGUAUCAUUAGCUCUCAUACUGUACAGUGUGAGCCGAUGCAAAGUUUAUAAAUCUGUGCUUGAUUGACGAUUCGGUAAUAAUAUUUAUGUGCAUUUCUAGAUCAUACAUUUGUAUAUCUGGAAAUCUUAUUUCCCGAUUUAAACUAAUCUGGAUAACAAUCCGUAUUUUUAUGUGAAAUGGGAAUUGUUAUCCAAUGGAAGUGCUUUAUGCUUGUAAUGUGCAUCACAUUUAACUAUUCAUCAAGAAGAAAACUCGAUUUAAAAACUUUCAAGAUGAAUAAGAAGAAAUAAACACGAUAUGUUUGCAUCUGAUUUAUUUUUACGCAUUCUUAAAUGAGUUUUGUGGCGAUGACCGGGUUUUGUAAUUCUGCAUCUUAGACUGAUCUUGAUUAAACAACCACUGAAAUCUAAAAAUCCCUUGGAUGAAUAUUAAUAACUAACUGAAGCUAGACGUAUUAACCGUUGGAUGGUAAUUCAAUUAUCUGAGAGAUAAGUGCUCGUCAUGAGCUCAGUAGGUCAUGGGUUCUACUCCUGGUCCAGUUGUUGAUAACCACUUCCGAUGAGCCCUAUAUCAGUAUAAAACAUGUCCAAUGGUUCAUGGUUUAUAGUCAUGAUCUAUCCAAAGUCAAUCUGAUGUGCAAACACGAAAUAUGGUUGUUCUUACAAAACGUUGAAACAGUGAGAUUACAGCACUUGUUAGCGUUCAUGCGUCAUUAAUAAUCACUAUACAGCAGGUUUUUUCCACUUACAACAAUAUGAUUAACUCCUACUAAUAAUAACUCAUUAUGUAAUAUGAUUCGUCAUAGGUAAGUGAAGUACUGAUUAUAAUAGUAAUUUUCAAUAUAUUACUUAGGUAUAAUAAAGUUGGCAUGUCUAGAAAAACGGAUUCCAAAAAUGACGAUCGAGUGUUUGGACCAGUUUUUCAGCCUGAUGAUCUUGUUCCAUCCACUGGGAUAGGCCCUGCAUUACCCUCUGAUUUAUUCAAACAGAAAUUAAAUAAAGAGUCGGAAUCAGUCAAUUAUAAAUCUCCCACUAACUUUGAAGAGAUUGAUACUAUUGGUCCUUUACUACCGGGACAAGAAAUAAGAGAAGAGUGGCGGCAUCUGAAAUCUGGUGUAUGUUGCUUUUUUUAUGUUUCAGGUAUCACUUUCAGUUGAAAUUCUUUUUUCUCAAGUUUGCUUGUAAAUAUUUUAUAUAUCACUUUUCUUUGGCGAAUUGCACAGAAUAUCAUUUAUUAGUUGAAUAUCAUCCAAGAAAUUCGUUGUAAACAUCUUAGUUAACCUAUUAAUCUCAUGAAUAUUGGGUUUAUAAGAGAUAAAUAUGUAACAGUUCAAAUUUCGUAAUUCUAUUUGGAGACUCUCCGCUUCCUCUCAGUAUACAACAUGAUUAUGUAAACACUAAAUACCGGUGUUUUGAAACUAGUCAUUCUUGUGGGACUAAUAAACAUCUACUUUGAAGAUCCAUAAAAUUGUCUGCUGUUUGGUUGACAAAGUGACAUUGUCUUCUGCAUGUUGUUUUUGAUCGAUAUCCUGUUAUUAGUACAGAUAAAAUUCGAUCGUCUUCUUUUCAUCUGGAAAAAUUAUGAAACCAACAGUUCUAAAUAAUCUAUUAACCUCAUAACUUAGCUCUUUCAAAAAGUAUUUUGUAAUGAUAUUUACGGCAAAAACUCAACUAUUUUUACCAUUACUAGGGAUAACCAAAACUUGGGAUCAAUGCACGAAGUUUUUGAUUGUUGAAGUAACCUCUGAUUGUUAGUUCGCAGCCCCUACUCCACGAAAUCCCGAUCGUUGUUGCUACCUUGGUAUGGUGGUCGAGCUUGCUUAUCGUGAUGAACCAAUCGGGCUAUACUGGCUGAGACAAUCGUUCCUCAAGGUCCUACCAUGCCAGACAAGUCGGUUGAAGAGCGGUAAGACUAAAAGCAGUAAACCCGAUGUACGAGAGCGAAACCGUACUUCUUACUGUAUAGAGGUGCGACGGCAGUAUGGUGAUUCCUUCAGAAAACCAGCAUAACAGCGAUGCUGCCUUCCUACAAGGAGGGGUGGGGUUAGAAAAGGUCGGCCCUAGAAAUGCACGCCUCAACUUAUCCCACGGAUAUCCGUCUCUGGUGGUAAGGUAUCAACAAGUACGGAGCUAACACGAAAACUACUCGUGAAAAUGUCAUGUGUCCGGCCUCAAGUAGUUGUCCCCUGGGCAUCGUGGUUGUGCUCUCAGGUCACUAAGAUAACCCCUAAACCAAUUUCCUUCUCAGGUACCUCCAGAAGAACCCUUCCACGGUGUGGGCAACCGGGAAGUGAUAACUGCCCUCAUACCUCUAGCAGCACUCAAGAUCAUUGUAUUCAUACUCAGUGUCCCUCCUCACUUUCUAUUAUUCCUCCUACCUCGACUUUCAACUCGAAACUUCCUUCGCAAGUGUCACCAUGGCCAACGACUCUAGUGCGCGAAACGCUGCCCCAGGUCUACUGAAACCUCGCUCCAAACUACACAUUGAAUCCUUCAACGUACGCACCCUCUUUGGCUGAAACCCUAGAAUCUCAUACUAUUGAUGUAUGCUAUGUCUCCGAAACACACAUACAGGGUCCUAGUGUGGUCACUCACUUGACCUCACCUUGCCAAAACGGGGAGCCGACGAGAAACACCCUCCGUAUAUCUGGCGACCCGAUGGCUAGUUCUCGUGGACUGGCGGGUGUAGACGUAGCACUGAGUACGAGGGCAGAACAAACACCAUUAGAAUGGAUUCCCGUUAACAGUCAUCUAAGUGUUGUUCAGCUGAACGGCUCCAUAAGAACUCGAAAGGAUAGGGAUACGUCGUUGUCUUUUCGUCGUUUCUGCCUACGUUCCCACUGACAGUAGUCCGGAUGAAGUGACGGAUGAGUUUUACGGAAAGCUUUCUGUACUUCAUAAAGCUAAACGUAGGUCCCCCGAUUCCAAUCCGAAGUCGAGAAAGAGCAGAUGGAUUGGUUCCAGUGGUAUUUAAUUAUAGUGGUCCAAUUUUAGCGCUUAGGUUGACUAAUAUUUUAGCUAAGAUCUGGGAGUUAGACGUUAUCCCAUCUAACUGGUCACAAUCACUUAUCGUCCUAACAAAUAAGAAAGGGUCAAAAUCAUCUUGUGACAACCAUAGAGGGAUUAGUUUAACUAAUAUAGUAUCUACAAUACUAGCCUCGAUAAUUAUCAGACGCCUAACUAAGACUCGUGAACUGCAAACACGAGAGAAUCAAGCUGGCUUCAGACCUGGUCGUGGCUGCAUCGACCACAUAUUCACCAUUCGUUAGGUUUUAGAACACAAGCAUGCUUAUCGACGUCCGACAACGAUGGUUUUUCUUGAAUUAAAAACAGCAUUUGACUCUGUAGACUGAGAGUUUCUGUGAUACCCUGUCAUUGAAAGGCGUACCUCAGAAGUACAUAAACCUUGUAAAGGCUCUUUACUCGAACACUACCAGUCGAGUCAGAGCUUAUGGCGAACUGUCAUCUGCUUUUGCAAGCUCAAGUGGUGUCCGUCAAGGCUCUCAACUUUCUCCAUUUUUGUUUAACUUCAUCAUAGACCUACUGAUGAAAAUAACAUUCUCGUCGACUGAAUUCUCGGGUAUUGAUCUCCUUUCAGGAGGUCCACUUAUCGACUUAGAAUACGCAGAUGAUAUAUUCCUGUUUGGUGAAGACGCUGAUAAAAUGCAGAGUCUUUUGAUAGUACUAAGCAACAAUGCCAGCAUGUUUGGAAUGCGCUUCUCUCCCUCUAAAUGCAAGUUGUUGCUUCAGGACUGGUCUGCGUCAACACCUGAACUAAGGAUAGGGAGUGAAGUAGUCAAACGCGUUGACAACUUCACUUAUCUUGGAAGUCUGAUCAGCCCUAAUGGGUUGGUGUCUGACGAAAUCUCAGCACGGAUUCGAAGAGCUCGCUUGGCUUUUGCCAACUUAUGUCACCUAUGACGAAGGCGAGAUAUCCGUCUAUCAAUAAAAGGACGAGUAUACUGCGCGGCAGUCCAUUCUGUUUUAAUUUACGGCAACGAAACAUGGCCUUUAAGAGUAGAAGACACCCGUAAGCUACUAAUAUUUGACCACAGAUGCCUUAGAAAUAUUGCUGGCGUCUGUUGGGAUCACCGGGUAAGUAAUAGUGAGGUUAGACGCAGGGUAUUAGGUAAUGAUGGUAAAUCAGUUGAUGAGGUUGUGGAUCUUCAUAGACUGAGAUGGUUUGGCCACGUGUUACGUAUGCCCGAACACCUAUUACCACGACGCGCAACGCCCCCAAGUUCCCUGCUACGGUCGAGAGUGAAGAGGGUCCACUUUUCCUCUCAAAUGACCACGCGUAUACAGCCACUGCCACAGAAUUCCUACUCACUACUUUCUCGCAGCAGG